Messenger RNA from Penicillium waksmanii, 591 nucleotides. RefSeq lists its product as uncharacterized. Lineage: Eukaryota; Fungi; Ascomycota; Eurotiomycetes; Eurotiales; Aspergillaceae. Bases 1 to 591 code for a protein of 196 amino acids. The transcript has a single exon. The record is from RefSeq and is a predicted model, not a curated record.
AUGUUCGGACCUUUCGCAAACCCCGACGCGCUCGCGACGUUUGAGAUGACAGGGGAAGAAAUAUUCCCUCGGCUCGAAAGCCUCUCACUUAAUGGCUAUUUUAUUCGUCCAAAUGAAUGGCCUCACUGGCGCGACCGGUUCCCUUGGACCUCGCUCUCUUCUCUCGAGGUCGGCCCACAACCAGAACUCACGGACAGAUUGUUGCAGAAGCUCAAGGGGCACACUGCCUCUUUAAAAAGGUUCAAGAUAACUGUAUGGACUGGAGAGGAUGAAGCUGCUGCACAGGAACAUCUUGAGGGGUUUCUCUAUGCAUUUGAUAGCCUCGAUACGCUUGAAAUAACAAAUUUCGUUUGUCCUGUCGAAGCAAUGGCUAACCACAGAAACCUCGUCCGCCUCGCCGUUCAUCUUGGAGAAGAAUGGGACUCCGAAGAAGUUAUCCCCUCGUGGAACGCUUCGGAUAUCGACUACUUGGAUGACAACUGCCCAAAUCUUGAGGUGCUUGAGAUUGAUUUUGAACGCCAGUCUGGCGCAUGGGUGUGUUUCACCAUCUCGGCUGUUCGAAAUGAAGAACUAACGGCCAUAAUAGGAUGA